Messenger RNA from Bombyx mori (domestic silkworm), 3727 nucleotides. Its product is annotated as protein FAM114A2. NCBI's taxonomy places the organism in Eukaryota, Metazoa, Arthropoda, Insecta, Lepidoptera, Bombycidae. Bases 568 to 2298 code for a protein of 576 amino acids. The record is from RefSeq and is a predicted model, not a curated record. The transcript is spliced from 10 exons.
UGGUAGAUUCUGCAAAGCACUAAUCUUGCCAGGGCCAGUGUUAGCAACACUCCGGUUUGAGCCCCCGUGAGCUCACCUACACGUUAGGGUGAAGCUGAAAUAACCUCUUAAGGCUAGCAGCACAGGAAGGAACUUUCAUACGAACUAAAAAAUUUCCUGCAGAUAAGCAACGAACAUUCUGUCUAAAUCUUCUGUAUUUUGUUCAGGUAGUGAAGGUAAGACGCUCAGUGCAAUUUUAAAAUCAGUCAGUAAAAGAAAAACAUGAAUUUUUUUUUAAGAGGUCCCACCCACAGUCCCGACCCACUGAGGAGGUCCGGCGAGAAAUUCAGUGGGCUGUGUCUGCGGGUUAAUAUUAUGAAAGACUUGGCUGUACCUAUUAUGUUUUCUUUGCCUGUUCUAUGUCUUUACCAAAGAAUAAAUCAAAAGUCAAUGUCAAGUGUUGGCAAUUUCAUCAUAACACGCAAAAAUAAGUAGGAACCAAUUUUUUUUUCAAUGGAAUAAAGGAUAUUUUCCUUAGUUAAUAGUUAUUUAUUGGCUUAUGUAUUAUUAAAAAGUAAUUCCUUCGAAAUGGCUACAAGUGAUAGUGAAGAUUUUGAAAGUGCCGACGAGGGACAAAAUACACCGAUAAAAAAGGAUAGAAAAGAGCGAUUAUCGUCCUCUAAUUAUACCGAAAAUAGUCGGGAAUUGGACCACAAAACAAAAAAAACACAAUCUUCAUCUACCGACACUGUGAAAAACAAAGAGGAACCUAAAUCUUCUGACGGUUGGGAUGAUUUUGAUAUUGGUGAUGAUGAAAUAUUGGUAGCACAAAACGCAGUACCCUCUAACACUCAUGUACUGCAGUCCAAUAAAAAUGAAACAAUAGACUCGAAUUACUCACAAGACAAGACAACAAAGAAAUCUGAAGAAACAAAGAGUAAAGAUACCGGUUGGGAUGAUUUUGAUGAUUGGGGACAAGAUGAUAAUACGAUUGAGGAUCCCUACAAACCAAUUCAGACUCAGCCAACACGACAGGAAACAAAAUCAAUAUAUCCUGAUAUUCAAGAGGUUACAGAAAAGCUAGCCAACACCACGACAACCAGCACUACCGGGGGCUGGGGUUGGGGAUGGAGUGUAGACUCCAUAUUGACUACGGCAACUGCUGGUAUCAGUACACUUACCAAUCAAGUGUCUCAGGGCAUCUCGACGGUUUUAGAAACCAGUAUCGGUGCGCCAGACCCUGAAGAGUUAGCAAGACAAACUGCCAAAGAAAAAGAAGCAAAGGCAAAUAGUCCUGAUGGUUUAGAAAGUAAUAUAAAUACAAAUAAUGACAAAGUCGAUCCAAAAAGCACGAGUGAUGCUUUUCCAUUUAGAGGUCUUAUCUCAGAAGUGACUAAAUUUGUUGAAACUACUGGCACUAAAGUCAUAUCGGGUGGCCUAGGCACUCUGGAGACGAUUGGUAAGAAAACAAUGGAAGUUCUUCAAGAUGGAGAUCCUGGGUUGGCAAAGAAACGAGCACUACUCGGCUUAGCUCCUGACGAGAAACCGGUGCUGUCACAAAUACUGAGAGAAGCGAAAGCUAAAGCUGACGAAGAUGACAGAAUAAGAGAAGAAAAGAAGGAAGCUAAAGAAGUACACUAUGAGAAUUUGUUUGACGAUUUUGAAGGUCUAGUUCACUUGGAAGCCUUAGAGAUGCUAUCCCGGCAAGUGAACAUGAGAAUAGAAGAACGGAUGCGGGGGCUCUCGCCUGAAAAACGACAGGAUCUUAAGGAAACUUUGCAGCAGGUUGCUGAGUUAUGUGAGAUGCCCGAAGACGACGAAGACGAUAACGACCCAUCAGAAGACACGUUCAAGUCUGAGGCUUUCCACGAGAGACUUCAGACCGCGACUCAAGAUCUCGGGCUGAAGUUACAAUUUCAGCCCAUCGUCAAACAGUACACAGAAGCGAUAGACUGGUUGUCGUCGGGCGGCGAGCUCACAGAGAAGCAAGUGUACAAGCGCGCGGUCGCGAGCCUGGCGCAGGCGACGGCGCUGUCGGUGGAACUGUACCACAAGGCCGGCGAGAUGCUGCUGGUGAAGCCGCGUCGCUCCACGGCAGACGAAGCUGACGCCCUCACUCAAAUGACCGCGGUACUGACCAAACACGUCAGUGAGCUGGCGACUCUCUUCACCGAGAAAUUGAAUGAAUUGCAAACAGAGAAUACGGAGCAAAUACAUAAUUACAUCACGAAUAUAUUUUUAGAGGCCGGCAACAGUUCGACUUACAUCCAAAACGCAUUCCAAUUAGCACUGCCGAUAUUACAAAUAGGUGCCGUGUAAAAACAGUCUGUACUUUAUAAAGAAGGUGUAAUGGAUUUAUACCCGAAAAGAAAUAUAUGUAAUUGGUAUACCGAUGGUCUUGUAUCUAAUUUGUUAUCGGAGCUUUAUAAGCUCGUUAUAAGAAGAUUAUCAAAGAGGGUUAUUAAUAAUUUGUAUUUUUUUUUUUUAUGAAUAUUAUAAUUUUUUUAUUGAAGAUUUGUAAAGAAUUUUACUGUUCGUAAAAUACGAUCUUGUACUUUUUUUAAACCGACAGGAUUUCGAUAACAGAUUCAUAAAGCUCCGGUAACUAAUAGAAAAAAGGCUACUAAAGAAUACAUUCAAUAACAAAGGCUUACAAAUGUUAUUUUGUAAAGCACGCAAUGUAUCACAAAAAGGGAAAUAACUCGUGAGGUCAACGCCCUUGCGAGGGAACACGAAGUUAUAUGCCCAUUGCCCUCUCGUUUUAUUGCCAAUAUAUUUGGCUAGUUCAGUAAAUGGAUAUAGUUUUUUGUUUACUUGAAGCUUGUAGUUUCAAUUAAGGGACACAAUAACAUUUAUUCUUAAGAAUUUGGUCCUUAUCUAAAGAAAAUCACAAUAAUCUUAAUAUAAUGUAACCUUAUUAUAAACGCGCGUUAAAGUAAUGAUCGAUAGAUGGCGUUAUUAGUUGUCUGUAUCGCUAAAUGAUUGUUACGUUUUACUGGUGGUAGGACCGCUUGUGAGUCCGCGCGGGUAGGUACCACCGCCCUGCCUAUUUCUGCCGUGAAGCAGUGAUGCGUUUCGGUUUGAAGGGUGGGGCAGCCGUUGUAUGUUAUACUGAGAUCUUAGAGCUUAUAUCUCAAGGUGGGUGGCGCAUUUACAUUGUAGAUGUCCAUGGGCUCCAGUAACCACUUAACAUCAGGUGGGCUGUGAGCUCGUUCACCCAUCUAGGCAAUAAAAAAAAAUGUAAAUACAAAAAUACAUUUCCAAUCUACUAAUAAAGUCUGUGGUAAUUAAGAGAAGGCAUGAUGAAGGCAGGAUGUAUGUUCAACUCUUGGCCUAAAUGGGAGGUAAUCGCUUCACACAUGCAAGUUGCAUUGCAUGAUGCAACAUCGGGUUUUAUUUUCAACGUUAAAGUAUGUAAAAUGCGUAAUCUCGGAAGAUUUAAUUUUCUGAAGUCAUUUGCUAGAAUAUAAAUAAUAGGUAAUUAAUUUCAAAGUCAUCCAAAAGUUACGUAACCGGUUUUUAAUUGUGCUAAUGCAAUAAUUCAGCUAAUUUACUCGUAAGUAAAUUCCCAUUUCAUAUUUCCUGCUAUGUAUAUAUUUAGUAGGGAAUAUGAUUUGUAUUAUGUACUUGGUACUAUGUAAAUGUGUACCUACAUUUUUAAUAUUUCAAGAUUAGUUGAGUAUGUGAAUUUUUAAUUUUUUUUAUUGCCAGUUCAAAUUUUAUAUUAAAUAAAAAGCUGUUUGUGAUA